This is a messenger RNA of Syzygium oleosum, 1060 nucleotides long. RefSeq lists its product as uncharacterized. The transcript is spliced from 6 exons. The record is from RefSeq and is a predicted model, not a curated record. NCBI's taxonomy places the organism in Eukaryota, Viridiplantae, Streptophyta, Magnoliopsida, Myrtales, Myrtaceae. The coding region runs from base 319 to 864 and encodes 181 amino acids.
AACCCUAAAAAACCCUAAGAAUCCCAUCCACGCCUCAUCUCGUGCCUCUUUUGAAGAUCCGCCGGAAUCAUCGUCGCCGUCGUGUUCGUCUCCGAGCGCUGAGCUGAUUCCCAGGUGGGUACCCCAAUGCGAUCUUGUUUGCAUCGCCGAUGAAUCGCUAGGACAAGAGAUGAUCGAAGUAGCUUUUUCAGCUCGGAUUGCGGUGAUUUGAUUUGCUCCGAAUCUUGACGAGGAGGAGGCAUUGUAUUGAAAGGGGGACAAGAGGAAGCUUGUACGAGAGUCGGGUUUUUUUUUUUUUUUUUUUUCUCUUGGGGUUUUAUGUCGGAGAUGGAAGAGAACGACUCCGAUGCUCCGGAGGAGCUCACGGUUGAACAGGGUUUUCAUCAGGACGAGGAGUUAAGGAAGAUCCAGAAAGACAAUAAGGCCAGAGUUACUCGUGAAGGAAAAGAACGCCGAAGACUAUGGGCUCAGAGGAAAACACCUCGACCUUCUAAAAAGCCUAAAGAUGACCAAGAGAUUGCAGAAAAUGGAAUUGAGGAGGAUGGCAAUGAAUCUCCGGAGAGGAGGGGAAUGCUCCCAAACGAAAUCGUCAACCUGCUUGCUGCGCGUGAAAAACGAGUUUUCUCUUCAGACUCGGAGGAUGAACGGGCUGAAAUCAAGCCAGUUUCACGAAAGAAGAAAGUUAAAAGAUCAGGGUCAGGACCUAUUAUUUUGAAGGAGAUACCACCUCCUCAGUGCUUACAGAGUUCCUUGGAGUUCUUGAAGAAAAGGAAGAUGCAGGUUUCGAGGUCAUCCUCCGUUUUGAACAACCCAAACCAAGCCUUACGAUUUCUCUCUAAUUCCGGCGUGUUGAGCAAGAAAUGAAAUGCUCUCCAAUUUUGUUCUUUUUUGUCGGAAUAGAACCAGGGAGAACUCGUUGUGAUGAUAGGUUAUUGGAAAUUACCCUCGGUAUACUAUUUGUCGUGAUGAGGGCAUGGCAGAGAGAUUUGAUGGGAUAUGCUGUGUCAUAGUCGUUCCUUGACCCUCCUUGUUCCUCUCUUUCCAAAUUCUUAAAUGUUGG